AUGCUGUGGUCCUAUCGGACUACACCGAGGUCUGCUACUCAAGAAACGCCAUUCUUCUUAACCUACGGAUCUGAGGCGGUAGUCCCUACUAAGUUCAUCACUCCAAGUCCUCGGAUGGCGGCCUUCACCGCCGAGGUGAACGACGAAAAACGGAAGAUUGACCUCGAUCUCACUGAGGAACUAAGAGAUGCCUCAGCAGCACGAAUAGCUCUCUACAAGAAUAUCCUCGCCAAUUACUACAACACUCGGGUCAGACACCUUCAGUUCAGACCGAGAGACCUGGUUCUACGGAAGAACUCUGUCAGCCGAUCUGAACCACAUGGCAAGUUAAGUCCGAAGUGGGAAGGCCCUUACCGAAUUGUAGAGUUAAGUUACUGA
This is a messenger RNA of Coffea eugenioides, 378 nucleotides long. RefSeq lists its product as uncharacterized. Bases 1 to 378 code for a protein of 125 amino acids. The transcript is spliced from 2 exons. The record is from RefSeq and is a predicted model, not a curated record. Lineage: Eukaryota; Viridiplantae; Streptophyta; Magnoliopsida; Gentianales; Rubiaceae.